Messenger RNA from Cryptococcus wingfieldii CBS 7118, 366 nucleotides. RefSeq lists its product as hypothetical. The record is from RefSeq and is a predicted model, not a curated record. The transcript is spliced from 6 exons. Bases 1 to 366 code for a protein of 121 amino acids. Lineage: Eukaryota; Fungi; Basidiomycota; Tremellomycetes; Tremellales; Cryptococcaceae.
AUGCCCAAGCCCGAGCUGGAGUUCAAGCACCUCACCGACUUUGCGUGGGACAGGAAAGAGGGGUUUGCCCAGCAGAUUCUUGCUUACGACGAAGAGACUGGGGACACUACCAAGGUCGUCUCUCGAGACCCCGGACAUGAGCAGCACGGCCCCCCUCAGAUCCAUACCGACUUCUGGGAGGAGGUCUACAUAUUGUCGGGCUCCAUCUACGACAAGGGUCUAAAACAGUGGUUCCGCGCCGGCUCCUACUGUUGCCGACCUCCUGGUAUGAUUCAUGGUCCUUACAUUUCUUGCCCCGACGAGGGCGUCAAAAUGUUCGUCAAUGUCCGCUACGUCAGAAAGUCUGAUGUCCCCGACAACUCAUAA